This is a messenger RNA of Auxenochlorella protothecoides, 339 nucleotides long. RefSeq lists its product as hypothetical. The transcript has a single exon. Lineage: Eukaryota; Viridiplantae; Chlorophyta; Trebouxiophyceae; Chlorellales; Chlorellaceae. The record is from RefSeq and is a predicted model, not a curated record. Bases 1 to 339 code for a protein of 112 amino acids.
AUGCAUUUCAGGGCUGGGGGUCCCAACACUCAGCGAUCCCUGCGAAUGAUCUAUGGCAAACGCCACAGGCAUACCAACUGGCCCAACCAUCCCUCAUCACCGCAAACUUAUGAUUGCAAAGAUGCGAGUCCGUCCCCUUUGAAGCUCCUUGCUGAUCUCCCGAGUCCGUCAAGCGUGCUGGGCUUGGCAGUACUUGAAACUCCCGCGGGCUUUGCCGAGGGAGCUGGCUCAAAAGGCACGGCCGUCCCAGCACAUCAUCAUCAUGCAUCUCAGAUCAUGCGCAUUGGCCAUGACGGUCAUUCUCCUGCUGGCAGCAGGGCAUGCGGUGGACGCUGUUAA